Messenger RNA from Lucilia cuprina (Australian sheep blowfly), 2618 nucleotides. RefSeq names its product homeobox protein homothorax (gene hth). The coding region runs from base 243 to 1712 and encodes 489 amino acids. The transcript is spliced from 15 exons. The record is from RefSeq and is a predicted model, not a curated record. Gene Ontology annotation, biological process: animal organ morphogenesis; positive regulation of cell population proliferation; eye development. Gene Ontology annotation, molecular function: DNA-binding transcription activator activity, RNA polymerase II-specific; RNA polymerase II cis-regulatory region sequence-specific DNA binding. Lineage: Eukaryota; Metazoa; Arthropoda; Insecta; Diptera; Calliphoridae.
UUUGUUUUUUUCAAAAAAGAAGAAUAAUCUUGCUUUUAAGUUAAAAAAGUGCAUAACUCAAUAAAUUAAUAACUACAACUAUAAACGGAAAAUAUUUAUUUUAAAAUUAGUAAAAAUCUAAAAUCUACACUUCAAUUUUCUUCUUCGCUGGGAAUAAAGUUGAGUGUAGUUUUUUCUUUUGUUUAAAAUCUUUUUACUAAAAAGUGGCACAAAUCGGGUUGGACGUAGCUCCUAGAGCAUUAAUGGCUCAACCUAGGUAUGACGAUGGCCUGCACGGCUAUGGUAUGGAUUCGGGUGCUGCAGCAGCUGCCAUGUAUGAUCCACAUGUUGGUCAUCGGCCGCCUGGAUUACAAGGCCUACCAUCACAUCAUUCACCACACAUGACACAUGCUGCUGCAGCAGCGGCCACAGUUGGAAUGCAUGGCUACCAUACAGCUGGCGCUGGUGGCCAUGGUACCCCUAGUCAUGUAUCACCGGUUGCUAAUCAUUUAAUGGGUGCAAUACCCGAAGUACAUAAACGUGAUAAGGAUGCUAUAUAUGAACAUCCCCUAUUCCCGCUGUUGGCUCUGAUAUUUGAAAAAUGUGAAUUGGCCACAUGUACGCCCAGAGAACCUGGUGUGCAAGGUGGUGAUGUAUGUUCGUCAGAAUCAUUUAAUGAAGAUAUUGCAAUGUUUAGUAAACAGAUCAGAUCACAAAAACCCUACUACACAGCAGAUCCCGAAGUCGAUUCACUGAUGGUGCAAGCAAUACAAGUACUUCGGUUUCACCUUUUAGAAUUAGAAAAAGUACAUGAAUUAUGCGAUAAUUUCUGUCAUCGAUAUAUAUCAUGUCUAAAGGGUAAAAUGCCAAUAGAUUUAGUAAUUGACGAACGGGACACCACCAAACCACCAGAAUUGGGUUCAGCUAAUGGUGAAGGAAGAAGUAAUGCCGAUUCAACAUCACACACCGAUGGAGCUAGUACACCAGACGUUCGGCCACCUAGUUCAUCAUUAUCAUAUGGAGGAGCCAUGAACGAUGAUGCUAGAUCGCCGGGCGCUGGUAGUACACCUGGUCCUUUAUCUCAACAACCACCUGUCCUAGAUACAUCAGACCCUGAUGGUAAGUUCUUAUCAUCACUAAAUCCUACAGAACUAACAUAUGAUGGUCGAUGGUGUCGAAGAGAAUGGUCAUCACCUGCCGAUACUAGAAAUGCCGAUGCCUCAAGACGAUUAUAUUCCUCAGUCUUCCUGGGUAGUCCCGACAAUUACGGCACAAGUGCAAGUGGCGAUGCCAGCAACGCUAGUAUAGGUAGCGGCGAGGGCACCGGCGAAGAGGAUGACGAUGCGAAUGGCAAAAAGAACCAAAAGAAACGUGGCAUUUUCCCAAAAGUAGCAACAAAUAUUUUAAGAGCGUGGCUAUUUCAGCAUUUAACACAUCCCUACCCCUCCGAAGAUCAGAAAAAACAAUUGGCACAAGAUACCGGCCUUACGAUACUGCAAGUAAACAAUUGGUUCAUUAAUGCGAGACGAAGAAUUGUACAGCCAAUGAUUGAUCAAUCAAAUCGUGCAGUCUACACCCCCCAUGCUGGUCCCUCCGGCUAUGGUCAUGAUCCCAUGGGCUAUAUGAUGGACAGUCAAGCCCAUAUGAUGCAUCGUCCUCCAGGUGAUCCUGGUUUCCAUCAAGCAUAUCCUCAUUAUCCCCACGCUGCUGAAUACUAUGGACAACAUUUGUAAUCAAGUUUAGCAAUAAAAUCUCAUUAAAAAAAAAGAUAAACAAAAAUACAACCGCAAAUAAAAAACCAACAACUAAUACAAAAGAAAAAGUUGGAAUGAUAGAAAAAAUCUUCUGUAUAUUUAUAUAGCAAGAGCGAGAGAAAAAAGGGAGACCAAAACCAAAAUCUUAGAACAAAUAUAUAAGUCCUAAAUAAAACAACACAACAGCAGCAGUAGUAACAACAAUUUACAAAAUAGCAACUAAGCAACAGCACUAGGGCAAAGGAUACAAAAUUUAUAUUGCUGUUUUUCUAUUUAUUUUCUAAUUUAUCAAGAAAACGUCAAAUACCGGAUAUACGUAAAAAAUUUUAAACUUUUUAAAAAGCUUUAAACAUAAAUCCCCCACAAAACAAACAUCAAUAAAGAAUUUAUUUCAAAAUUUAAAAGCGGUUAAAGGCUUUCAAAAUUAUGGCAAAUAAAGAACUUCUUCAAUCACCUAGUGUUUUAUGGAAAUUUCUUUAUAACAAAAUUUACUAAAAAUUCUAUAAAAAUCUUUUUUUAAGAGAUUUUUCGCAACUCCAACUGUUUUUUUAAAUUUAUGUUGAAUUUAACUUUAAAAACUACAACACAGCGAAUUUAAUUUUUGAAAAAACUACACUUUUUUGUUAUUACUAAUUAAAGGAAAUUCUGUAAUUACCUAUAAAUGUUUAAACUUUAAUUUAAUAUUAAACUAAACAAAAAGAAGAAAUGAUCUCCUUAUUUAAAAGCCCCAGAGCUGAACAUUAAUUGCAAAGAGAAGCCGACAAAAAAAAAUUGAUAAGAAAUAUGUUGCAAAAAAAGAAAGGAAAUAAAUAUAUAAAUAAUUAAAACAAAUUCCGAAUAUAAAAUUUGAAUUCAAAUCUACUUAAAAAAAAAACAAACAAAGAA